UGGCGUGUGUUGAUUCUGAAGUUAUUUUGUGCAUUAUUGUCGUCAUUAGCAAAACAGAUCCCUUCUGAAGUAAAAAAUAUUGAACUUUAAGCAAAAGUAGGUCAAAGACGGAAAGUUUCGCGAUUUUCGGGUUCGACAGCUGUAAAAUAUUUGUAAUUUACUGAAGUGGAAAUGUGAAAAAUUAUCGCGCUAUUUACGAUCUGUUUUCUCAUCUCCUGCGUCUGAGCACAAAACUGGCGCAAUCAGGGACGAAAGCGGAAACAAAAACCAACAAGAAGCAUCAACAGAUUAUAACCUUCAAAAUUCAGCCCAGAAGAUUCACCUUAAACGGAUCCAUCAUGAAUGAAAAUCUAGCGAAAAUAUGUAGAAUAUGUUUGAUGGAAGGCUCAAGAAGUAUUUUCCAGAAAACUGUAACCCAUGAGGCACUUUAUAAUGUAUCCUCGUUGAAUCGAAUCUCAGAAAAGUUACGCUACGUAACACUGUUGAAGAUUGAUGAUAUGGAAAACUUGCCGCCAAUGAUCUGCGAUUUAUGUAUCGUUCAGCUAAAUGUUGCAUAUAAUUUUAAACGUCAGGCCACUGAAUCCGAUACCAAGUUGCGCCAAUAUUUGAUCGAGAAUGGUAUCGAUAUAAUGAAGGAUCCAAAUAGUCUUCCGACGAGCUCAACGGCCACAAGUCGAGCUAUCACCAAUCAACGCUGCAACUCCAUCUCAUCGUUGUCAGUGGUAGAGGUACCAUCGAAUCGGAAUGUCAACUCUAACCCUCAACCGUUCGCGGGUCGUUUACUACCGAUCCGGAUUAAAGUUGAAACACCGGAUACGGCGGAGUCAACCGAACAACAGACCGAAACAGUUGAUUUACUCUCGAACUCAACCAUGUCUUCAACAAGUGCUAUGACACCUUCCGUUGCUGCGCCGCCCUUUAAUCCAACGAUUGUAGCGAUCGAAAAUUCUCCCAAAACAACUACAAGUUGCCGUACUUUAAUGGAAAGUUCACCUUCCUCCGGUAAAGAAAGCCUAAUUUCGAAUGGACGGGACAGCGUUAUGGUGAUGGUUGAUAGCCAACAUAUGAACAAACAAGCUGAUGAAGAAUUCGUGCAGAAUAUUUUAGGAUCCAACUGCAGCGUUGCUACAAAUUUUAGUAAAUCCACAGGGAGUGAUAAUGUGGCAACAAAAGUAAAUCGAGACAUAACUAAUCAACCGCUAACGAGUUCAAAGGAUUCACAGCAAGAAAAGCGUUUGAAAUCGUUGUUGUCAUCUUUAUCCAUCAAUAUGGUCACUAAUGCAAGAUUCCCCAGAUCCAAGCUUCGCACCAAGGCGAGGAAGAAGCUCCUGAAAGUGAAAGAUACAAAAAGGCCAAAACAUGAGUCAAUCACAAAAACACUUGGUUCCACCGAUUCAAUUAUCAAAAGGAGACACUCGUUGGAUAUUGCUCACUUGAUGGAUCGAUCUAAAGAUAUCAAAGUCAAGAAUGAGCAAAAAGAAGUUAUUAAAACAACUGAGAAGAAGCGCUCCAAUCUUGCGAAUUCUAGCGUGAUUAGUUCCAGAAAGCUCCGGUGCUUGAGAGAGAAAAUCCGCGAAGAAAAGGAUAAGCAGAAUACGCCAACUAAAACAGUUACAGGGGCAGAGCAGAAGCGUCGUAAAACGACCGUUGAUAUUGCUGGGAAGGAUGAUUUAGCUAACCCAACAAGUGUGAAUGGGGACAAAUCGAGAACUUCAGUUUCCUGAGUGCGCGUGAAGAAGGAGCCUUGUUAAGCGAUAGAACGAGUGUGAACAGUAGAUUGUUACCACAGUAGAGUUGUCUAUUUGUACAGAUUUCCCGGAACAAUUGUAGUUGAUUCAACUGUAAUCCUGCGUAUGCAAGUAAAAUCAUUUGAGUCGUACAUGAAUUCAUUACAUUUAUGCACUUUCAGUAAGAAAGUAUGUGCCUUCAAAAAUCGAAUGGGUUCGAUUUAAUACUGUAGAUUGUAGAUUUAAUAAUAACAACUAUGAAGCAACUUGUGCUAUAUAAUUUAUCAGCAAUCAGAUCCAUAAUUGAAAGUAGUUGUAAUAUGUUUAAUAAUAAUGAACAUUGAAAUUUAA
Molecule: messenger RNA, 2078 nt
Organism: Toxorhynchites rutilus septentrionalis
Lineage: Eukaryota; Metazoa; Arthropoda; Insecta; Diptera; Culicidae
Exons: 2
Coding region: 339-1724 (461 amino acids)
Cellular component (GO): nucleus
Molecular function (GO): zinc ion binding
Source: RefSeq, a predicted model, not a curated record